Molecule: messenger RNA, 3473 nt
Organism: Nezara viridula (southern green stink bug)
Lineage: Eukaryota; Metazoa; Arthropoda; Insecta; Hemiptera; Pentatomidae
Source: the annotation of a GenBank genome assembly
AUGGUCCGGGACGGCAGUAUCGUCGCCUCCACGAUCGCCCUCCUCGAGAGGCAGCUGGCGAGGACAUCUUCGUCCAGGGAAAAUCUAGAUUCGAGUAUGGAUGAAUCGACAAUUAAGUAUAACAGUUCAACUGAUUCUGGAAAAGAUGAUCAUUCUCUCACUACCAGCAACUCAUCAAUUACAUCUUCUUCAGAUAAGGACUAUAAUAAUUGUGAAGGUGACACUGUUUGCUGCAAAGAUGAUUUCCAUUGGGUCAGUAGCAGCAGCAAGAAUCAAUCUCUAAAUGAGACAUAUAAUGAAAGCGAGAGAAGAGGAAGGGAGAGGAAGAAAGUUGAAGAAGUAAAGUUGCGAAAAAUGUCAACUAGCUUGGACAGAGGUGGAAGAAAGAGAGAAAAGAGAGAUCAUAAAUGUAGGUCCAGCUAUUUUUCCCAGUCUCCAGGUCGUGGUGACUGUUCUUGCCAUAUGGGGGAAUACGUCCCUCCUCAAUAUUGGCCUCCGUCUAUAGACUACAGGCAUUGCCAAAAGGACUAUUUCCACUUUUACAGGCCGUUUCCAUGUGAUUAUUCAUACCGAUGUCCGAAGCCCACUACAGAUAUUCAGGAGCAAGUAAGAAGGCUUGAAAGUGACAGGGAAUCACUGACCCUGCAAGUAGCCGUACUUACAGACCAAGUUGAUGCUCAAGCUGAAAAGAUAUCCGAUCUAGAAAGGAUGAUUGAAAGUCAGAAAAGGCAGUUGACUACUUCAGAAGACAUUCUCCAAAGAGAAAUGCUGACAAGAUCUUCGCUUGAAACGCAGAAAUUGGAGUUAUUGGCUGUUGUUUCUGAACUGAAACGUCAUGAAACUGCUCUGGAAAGGGAUAACAUAGACCUUAGGGAAAGGUUAGCAGAAGAAAGGAGGAAAAACAAACCACCUUUAGCUCCAAGAAGCCAUCUCUACCCAACAUCAGCAUCUACACCAAAUGCUCUGGAUAAAGCUCGAGGUCUUUCACCUUCUCCCAGUCCUGUAUCGAUAGGCCAUGGAGUAAGAAAAUUGGAUUAUGAUUCAACACCUACGUCACAAAGGCAGGCACUUGGAGCUGGCUAUAGAAGCCUUCCCCGAGAACAAGUUAGUGGGGGAGACUCAGGACUAAGGAGAGCUGUUGUCUUCGGUAGGCCAACUGACCAUCCGCGAUGCUCCUCCGUCCCUAAUCUAGCUGAAACUGAAACAGUAAUGAAUGAUAAGGAAAUAGGAGAAAGCUAUUCCCAAGAAUCAAGCCCUUCAAUGCAAACCAGUGCGCCAAAAGGGAUAAGAAAAAUUUUUGGAAAAAUAAAGAGAAGUGGUUCAGGAAAUCUCGAUGAACUGCCUCAGGACGAACCUUUCACCAGGGGUGGAAUCAGAUCUACUGCCGGGCCUAGGCUUUGUGGAAGUACAACGUCUACUGCCAGGAGCGAAGUUCCUUUUGCUGAGUGGAACAUAGAUUAUAUUUGUGAUUGGCUAAAAGAAAUCGGUCUUGACAGUAGUAUCCCUGAAGCUAGGAGGUGGAUUAAGUCCGGCAGCAGUCUUUUGUCUGCUACUCCUCAUGAAAUUGAUAAAGAGCUUAAUAUCAAGAAUGGCCUUCUGAGGAAAAAGUUGCACUUGGCCCUGGAGGCUGAGCGAGGAUCCGGCAGCGACCCGCUGUUGAGCAGUGCAUCGAGGCUGGAGGCAGGGUGGGUCCUGCGCUGGUUGGAUGACAUUGGGCUGCCUCAAUACAAGGCAGGCUUCAUGUCGGCGAGGAUAGAUGGCAGGGUUCUCCAUCGACUAACCCUUGAUGAUUUACAUUCCCUCCAUAUUAGUCUAGCUCUUCAUGUAGCCAGCAUCAGGACAGGCAUUCAGGUUCUUCGUAAAGAGAGCUUUGACCCACAUUGCCUUGUAAGGAGGUCAGACCCUGAAGCUGAAGAAAGAGUAGAAUUAUGGACAAAUCAUAGAGUUAUGGAGUGGUUAAGAGCUAUUGAUCUUGCCGAAUAUGCUCCCAAUCUCCGAGGAUCUGGUGUGCAUGGUGGGCUUAUGAUUCAUGAGGAAAAGUUUACUGACAAUCUUCUCGCUGCUCUUCUUUCAAUCCCACAAGAAAAAACUCUCCUGCGAAGGCACCUUUCAACUCACUUCAAAGAUCUUGUAGGAAACGAUAUUAUGCAGAAAAAGAGAGAAGCAGAAACUGUUUUGGGUUAUAUACCUCUUACUACCACAUCGAAGGCCAAGAUUCCUAAGAAGUCACAAUUUACUUUAAAAAGAAAAAAGAGUAAAUAUGAUAUAGACGACGGCGAACUUGUUUGCCCACUGGAUUUUAGCAAAAGUAAUCAAAGUACAGGUGAAAAUUCACCCAAUCUCAGUAAAUCUCCAAAUCAUCACGUGGCUGCCUCUCCUGACAAGAUGACACUUUCAUCACAAGUUUGAAACCACAAGAAACUUUCUGAAAACUUAAUUCUAAACUAUUACUGCUUUCUAUCCUUUAUUUUCCUAUAUUUAUCGGGAAUCAGAAGGAUACGUUAUGAGUAGUCUUUAAGAGUAUUUAUAAUUGUUGACUCCGAAUAAUUUCUGUAAAUAAGUGGCAAUAAUUGAAUUGGUUUUAUUGGAUUGGUAUGACUAUGUAAUUUUAUACAUAUCAUAUUGAAACUAAUUACAUUUAUAUUUUGUUUCUUCUUCUUCUAGUUUUGUCCAAUUCAAAAGCCACUACAAAAUUUAGUUUUAAGAUUCGUCUUCCGAACAUAAAAUAAAAUUGUUGCCAAUUGUAUUUUUAACACUAUUGUUUAAUUUUAUACCAUUAUAUCGAAAUAACAUAAUUUAAAUAUUUUAUCUUUGUUAUAUAUUAAGGGACCAAUUGGUACAGACCUCAGAAUUGAAUUUAAAAAAUACCAUGGUCCAUUCAAGAAAAAUAAAAAUAAAUCUCAGUAUUGUUUGUAUUUAUUAUUUUCAUUGCGUUGCUUCUGUGAAAGUAUUUUUAAUGGAGCUUAUUUUUAUACCUUAAUGAAUCAUCUGAGGUAUAUCAGUUUUGUAUUACUUGUUGUGAAUAAGCUUUUAAAAUUGUGCCUGCUAUAUAAAGUAUUGUUAAGUUAUUAUGUGUUUCAUAUGAUCUAUUUUAUUUAUUUUUGUUUAUUUCAUAAGCAUCUUCUGUACUGAGUGUAUAUUGUUACUCUGCAAAUUGUUACUUGCGGUUUUAAUUUUAAAUGUAUUAUUAACAUUUAUGAUCAUUUUAAAGCUUUAAACUGCUUUCUAAAUUAAAUAAAAUGCAGUAGAUUAUUACAUAUUGGCAUAGAUUAUAUAGAUAUCAAUGAAUGUUAAUAUUAUUGCACUGUAAUUUUACACAUAUUCGAGUGCCAAAUUUAUUUCUAAAAAUUCUGAACCUCCUCAGCCUUUUGAGCUUGCUUAUUCGCAGUUCUAUGACAAUAAACUUGCCUCAUAUGUUAACAUAUCUUUUAUGCAAUGUUAUCAAAUAUAUGAUAUAUUAUAACACUUUUUUC